Molecule: messenger RNA, 3530 nt
Organism: Cornus florida
Lineage: Eukaryota; Viridiplantae; Streptophyta; Magnoliopsida; Cornales; Cornaceae
Product: protein FAR-RED IMPAIRED RESPONSE 1
Exons: 8
Coding region: 458-2935 (825 amino acids)
Biological process (GO): regulation of DNA-templated transcription
Molecular function (GO): zinc ion binding
Source: RefSeq, a predicted model, not a curated record
CACACACACACGUGUAUGACUUCUCGUCUGCACCUAGAGCUUGUUUAACUCUGGGCUUGGUAGAUCAGAUUCAGGUGGUACACGAACACGAUUGAACGCGCUGAACAUGUUCAAUGUCUGGGAUUGGAUUUGGAUCCUGGUAAAACAAGUUCAAUUUUUUCUCAAAUCGUAACAAUCGACCGAUCAAUUUAGGGCUUCUUGGUUCGAAGAUCUUCUCUCCACACAAACUCGAAUUCGAGGAAGAAGAAAGCCAAAAACCCAAUUCUAUCGAGUUUUAGGAACGCGAAGACCACUGCAUCCUCUCCGCCAGCAAGUAAUUUUGUAAUUGAUUCACUGGAGAGAAAAAAAAAAAAAAAAAAAAAAAAAAAAAAAAAGAUUUUUUUCAUAGAAAUAAAUCUUAAACUACCAUUUGGUGGACAUGAUUGGGCAGGGGGGGAGAUGAAAUGUGGUUGGUGAUAUGGUGGAUUGUCGAGACAGCGUGCAUAGUGGUAAUGAAGUGAGUGGAAACAUGGUUGAUGUAGAUGAAGCAUGUGCUAGAGAUGAGGGGGUUGUUAAUUCCCUCAAAAAGGACAUUGUAGUUAUUGAAGGGGAUACAGAUUUUGAGCCACGUAAUGGAAUCGAAUUUAAUUCACAUGAGGCAGCAUAUUCAUUUUAUCAAGAAUAUGCGAAGUCCAUGGGAUUUACCACCUCAAUAAAAAACAGCCGCCGUUCAAAGAAAUCAAAAGAAUUUAUUGAUGCCAAAUUUGCAUGUUCCAGAUAUGGAGUCACACCAGAAUCAGAUAAGGGCAGCAGUAGGCGCCCAGGUGUUAAAAAAACAGGCUGCAAAGCCAGCAUGCAUGUGAAGAGACGGAAGGAUGGAAAAUGGUAUAUUCAUGAAUUCAUAAAGGAGCAUAAUCAUGAGCUUUUACCAGCCCUUGCAUACCAUUUUCGAAUUCAUAGGAAUGUAAAAUUGGCUGAAAAGAAUAAUAUUGACAUUUUGCAUGCUGUUAGUGAACGGACAAGAAGGAUGUAUGUUGAGAUGUCUAGGCAAUCUGGUGGAUAUCAAAAUGUUGGCUUUCUCAGCAAUAACAUGCAUUCUCAGUUUGAUAAAGGGCGAUACUUGGCUUUAGAGGAGGGAGAUGCACAAGUUAUGCUAGAGUAUUUCAUGCAUAUCCAGAGGGAGAAUCCCUAUUUUUUCUAUGCAAUAGACUUGAGUGAAGACCAGCGUCUAAGAAAUUUGUUCUGGGUCGACGCUAAAAGUAGGAAUGAUUAUGUCAGUUUCAGUGAUGUGGUUUGUUUUGACACCAGUUACAUCAAAGGAAACGAUAAAAUGCCAUUUGCCCCUUUUAUAGGGGUGAACCAUCACUUUCAGUCCAUGUUACUUGGAUGUGCUUUGGUUGCUGAUGAGACUAAUUCAACAUUUGUUUGGGUAAUGAAGACAUGGCUCAGAGCAAUGGGCGGGCAAGCUCCCAAAGUGAUAAUUACUGAUCAAGACAAAGCCUUGAAGGCGGCAAUUGAAGAAGUUUUCCCAAAUGCACGUCACUGCUUUUCUCUUUGUCAUAUAUUGGAAAAGAUCCCUGAAACUCUCGCUCAUAUAAUAAACCGGCACGAGAAUUUUAUGGUGAAAUUCAACAAAUGUAUUUUUAAGUCUUGGACGGAUGAACAAUUUGAUAUGAGAUGGUGGAAGAUGGUCAAUAAAUUUGAGCUUGGAGAUGAUGAAUGGAUUCGUUCAUUGUAUGAAGAUCGCAAAAAAUGGGUGCCUACUUAUAUGAAGGAUGUCUUUUUAGCUGGAAUGUCAACAACUCAACGUUCUGAAAGUAUAAUCUCUUUCUUUGACAAAUACAUUCAAAAGAAAAUUACUCUCAAAGAGUUAGUAAGACAAUAUGGGACAAUUCUUCAAAAUAGGUACGAAGAGGAAGCCAUAGCUGAUUUUGAUACUUGGCAUAAACAGCCGGCAUUAAAAUCUCCUUCACCUUGCGAAAAACAAAUGUCGACAUUAUAUACGCAUGCAAUAUUCAAGAAAUUCCAAGUUGAGGUUUUGGGUGUAGUUGGAUGCCAUCCUAAAAAGGAGAGCGAAGAUGGAACAAGUAUAACAUUUAGAGUUGAUGAUUGUGAGAAGGGUGAAAUUUUUAUGGUCAUAUGGGGUGAGACAAAGUCAGAGGUUUCUUGUUCAUGUCUUAUGUUUGAAUACAAAGGUUUUCUGUGUAGGCAUGCAAUGAUUGUUCUCCAAAUUUGUGGCCUUUCAAGCAUUCCAUCUCACUAUAUUUUGAAGAGGUGGACAAAAGAUGCAAAGAGCAGGCAAUCAAUGGUAGAAGGAACAGAGAGAAUGCACACUAGGGUGCAACGGUACAAUGAUUUAUGUAAACAAGCCAUUGAAUUGGGUGAAGAAGGAUCCUUAUCUGAAGAGAGUUAUAAUAUUGCAUUUCGCGCACUAGUUGAAGCUCUGAAGAACUGUGUGAAUGUUAAUAAUAAAACUGCUGCAGAAUCUAGCAGCAAUGCUCUUUGUCUCCGUGACAUGGAAGAAGAGAAUCAUGGAAGCCUUGCAACCAAACCAAGUAAGAAGAAGAAUGCAAACAAGAAAAGAAAGGUACAAUUGGAGCCAGAAGCUAUAAUUGUUGAGGCACAAGAUGGCUUGCAGCAAAUGGAAAAUCUGAGCUCAGAAGGAAUAACCCUUAAUGGCUAUUAUGGGACACAGCAGAAUGUGCAAGGACUGAUACAAUUGAACUUGAUGGAGCCACCGCAUGAUGGUUACUAUGUUAAUCAACAGAGCAUGCAAGGGCUGGGACAAUUAAAUUCUAUAGGACCAAGCCAUGAUGGUUUUUUUGGCGCUCAGCAAAACAUGCAUGGACUGGGACAUUUGGAUUUUAGACCACCAACCAGUUUCAGUUACAGCUUGCAGGAUGAGCCCAAUUUGAGACCUACUCAGUUGCACAGCAAUGCUUCAAGACAUGCAUAAAGGAAGAAAUGUCUUUCUUGAUUUCCGAAGCUUGUAGGUGGUUACAUUAUCCCGGUUCGAAUUCAGAAAGUGGUUCCAGAAUUCAGCACUAGUCUUUUGUUGGAGGAUAAAAAGAUGGGUAAUAUCUUUAAACGGCAAAUUGAUUCCAGUAUCUUCUGUGGGGAGUUUGUUUCCCAGGUAAAGGCUAGCUGUACAUUCCUUUUUAUGUAAUGUUACACAUCACUGCACUAGUGAUGGCAACGCAUUAGGAGAUCAGCAGGAGCAGGGUAUAUCUGGACCAUUAAAUGAAUAGGUCUCUGGGGUACGGAAACACAUUAUAAGAUAUUAUAAAUAUGGUGUUGUGAAAUUUUGAGGAGGAUAAUUUAUUGUGUUUUGCAGGUGAUGAUUGGGGCUGACGCCAACUAAAGUAUACACUUCUUCCUGCAUCAUAUAGAUGGCAGAAUUGCCGCGAUGAUCUCUUCUAUACUGCUGUCAAUGCUCUUAAGUUAUUAAAGUCUGAAAUUGAUUUGGUUUAAGAGGGCAGAUCUGUUUGAAUCCAUGUAUUAAUAACAUUGACAUUCUGUUGCAAUUGAUGUACCAUAUGUUGCCAGGGAAA